GCAGUGAGGGGUAGCCUGGGCCAUCUGAUGUGCACCCAGGGCUGGGUUUGUGGCUGUCUCUGAGUGGCUAUGGCUUUGCACGGGUAUAGACCCUGCUAUUGGUACCACCAGAUUCGGUGGAAGCCUAUGUCCCGGGAGGGGCCCUGGAUCACGGCUAUACUCAACUAUGACGGGGGAGACGAAUUAAGAUUGAGGAUCAACGUAGAGGGAGGAAAAGAGGAGGAGAUGCGGACUGAUGGAAAGCUACAAGAUGCUAUCACGAAGACGAAAGAUCGGGUGGAGAGGCUGUGCAGGAGGGACGGCGUGACAACGAAAAUGCAGGUAACGGUCUCGUAUCAUGAGACCGAGACCUCGAUGGACACAGCGGACUGGGAGCAGGCCCACCUGGAGCGGGACUCAGGUGGGGAGAUCGAGAUGAGCGAGGCGGAGGACCGAGAGACGGACCUCAGAUCCUGGAUCAGACCGGGCGAGAUCCAGAGGCAUCACCGGGCGGCAAAGCCGGUGGAAGAGGGACCUGAGGCCAACUCACGACAGCUGACGCCCAGAGGCCGUGGAGCGGGCGAUCGCGGGAAAUGGUCCGGUGACAUCCAUGGCGAUGGAGAGGGCGGGUUCCCGUGGGAUAGGCAUCGGGCGCAACUCGCCGUAGGGGUUGCGAUUGCGGGGCUUGCUUCGUCGGCAAACUUCGCAAGAGUCGCAAUAUCGAGUGACAUCGGUAAUGAGGCCGGGCAAUCGGAAUCGUUGUCAAAGCCGUGCAAUGGUGCGGUGGACUCCGAAAUGGCCGGCGAGUCGCGGAUCAUGAUACUCACUGAGAAGGCGAGUCCGAAGAGGACGGUCUCGUGGGACACAUAGUAAGUCCUUGCCUCUCAAGUGGAGGAGCAAGUACCCGUUGGCAAUGCGAUAGUGGCUGCCCGGCGGGUGAUCCGAAGAUAGCUGCGCAUACAACGUG
Chara braunii is the source of this 946-nucleotide messenger RNA. NCBI's taxonomy places the organism in Eukaryota, Viridiplantae, Streptophyta, Charophyceae, Charales, Characeae. The record is from the annotation of a GenBank genome assembly.